Amphiprion ocellaris (clown anemonefish) is the source of this 2147-nucleotide messenger RNA. RefSeq names its product kelch repeat and BTB domain-containing protein 12-like. The coding region runs from base 206 to 2053 and encodes 615 amino acids. The transcript has 10 exons. Lineage: Eukaryota; Metazoa; Chordata; Actinopteri; Pomacentridae. The record is from RefSeq and is a predicted model, not a curated record. Gene Ontology annotation, molecular function: protein binding.
CCCUAGUCCCUGUCAGUAAAUAGCACAGAACACAAGACAGAUCUGCCAGCAAACAAAAAUAAACCACCCUAUGUUGUAGCCAAAGCGAUGGAGACAUCAUAUCGGUUCUGAACCUUCUAAAUCUUGACCUGGAAUAAUUUUUGGACACCACUGGUCUUUAUCUCAGUGCUCAGAUAAGGGGUGCAGACAUCCAGAACAAGAGUCCAUGGAUGUGGAGUUGCUGCACGCUGCUCAUGCAGAACACGGCUCACUUCUGCUCAUGCAGCUGGAGAGGAUGAGAGCAGCUGAGGAGCUCACUGAUGUGGUGCUGCUGGCAGAAGGGAUUCCCUUCCAUUGCCACAAGGUGGUGCUGUCUGCAUUCAGUCCAUAUUUCCAGGCCAUGUUUACAUGCGGUCUGAAGGAGACCCGAGGAGGAGAGGUGCCUCUCAGAGACAUUCCUGCCCAGAGCCUGGAGCUGCUCCUGGACUACAUGUACCGUGCUGAGCUCCCUCUUUCCAACAACAACAUCCAGGCCGUGGCUGCUGCGGCCUUCCUGCUGCACAUAGAUGGAGCCUUCAGGUUGUGUCAGAGCCAUAUGGAGGCCCGCAUGGACCCAUCAAACUGCAUCGGUUUGUACCACUGGGCCAGAGACCUGGGGGCAACCGGUCUGGCUGAUGGUGCCUUGAAAUACCUCUAUCAACACUUUUCAAGGGUUUGUGAGGAAGAAGAAGUGGUGGAGCUGGACGCCCAGAGUCUUGGGGAUCUGCUGGGCUCAGAUGACCUCAACAUAUCGCAGGAGGAGGCUGUGCUGGAGCUGGUGCUGCGUUGGGUGGAGAGGCGAAGGGGUGACUCACAAAGCGAAGCCCAGGCCGUGCAGUUACUCCGGCGCGUUCGACUGGAGCUGGUAGACCCUGGAUUUCUCCGUAAAGCUAGGAGGACAAACCCGGUGCUGCUACGGGAUGCUGAAUGCUUUGGGAUGAUUGAUGCUGCUCUCCAGACCUCAGGUCUCUGUGAAUCGUCAGCUCCACCUCGUCCAGCUCUUCGCUAUGGCAUGGAAACAACUGACCUGUUGCUCUGUUUGGGCGGAAUAAAUACGGAGGGAGUGCCUGCCCGACGGGGAGGAGUUGCAGAUCUCUGUUUUUGCUUUGACACCCGUGGUAGAAAGAUCUACUACAUCCCCUCUCCACUGAGGGCCUGUGGAGGUAUGGGACAGAUCACAGCAGGAGUAGUGACCAGAGACAAUAAUAUAGUGGUGGCCAUAGAGGCAGAAGACCAACACAGAAUCAAAAGGGUUGAUUUCUACAGGUACGAUAAUUCAGAGGAGAACAGCUGGGUGGAGUUAUGCUCAGCAGCAUACAGGGACAUGUAUGCUUUAGGGCUGGUAGGCGACUGCCUCUAUUUAAUAGGUGGUCAGAUGAAAGUGCACAAUCAUUACAUAAUCACAGACAGCGUGGAGAGAUGGUCGCUGAAGAGAGCAGGGAGCUGGCUCAGCUUUGCUCCGCUGCCGCUUCCUUUAGCCUGCCAUUGUGCCGUGAGCCUAAAGGAGCAUCUCUAUGUGCUGGGCGGCUGGACACCACAGGAUCUGCCAGAUGAUGAGCCUGACAAGCUGAGUAACCGUGUGUUUCAGUUUGACCCUGGCAAAGACAGGUGGACAGAGUGUGCCAGGAUGAAGUACUCACGGUACCGCUGUGGCACAGCUGUUCUCAGUGGAGAAAUCUACAUAUUAGGUGGUAUAGGCUGUGAUGGAGAGGACCGUGGACAAUCACGGCGCUGUUUGAGCUCUGUGGAGAUCUACAACCCAGACACAGACACCUGGAGAGCCGGACCAACCCUCCCCACAUCCCUACUCGCCCUUCGAACCAACGCCUCCAAUAUAGGAGUAGUGGAGGGAAAGCUUUACCUCUGUGGAUACUACAAGGGGGCCGGCCGUCAUGAGAUCAUCACCAAGGAGAUUUUGGAACUGGACCCUACGGACAAUGUGUGGACGGUGGUGGAAAGACGAGCAGCCAUGCACGACAGCUAUGACGUCUGUCUAGUUGCUAAUCUCAAUCCUCGAGGCCUCUUCACACCCUAACAGAUCUCCUCCUGACUCUGAGUAACAACGCUAGGGCUCAGUAUAUGUGAGAAGUGAACAUCUGUUCAUUAAACGUCAUAAAACUUCAUCUAAA